AUGUCAAAGGCAAAAGUUUCCGCAGAAUGGAGAAAACGCGUGAAAUCGGAAUACAUGCGAUUGAGACAAAUAAAAAGGUAUAAACGUGCGGACGAAGUGAAAAUUGCUUGGAAUCAGAAUCGUAAGGUUAUGACUGAAUUACUUAUAACCGAACAAAAACGAUGGGCGGAUGGAAAAGCAAUGUGGCUUGCUAUGCAUGACAUUCCACCUCAUGUAUCUUGCAUGAAAAAAGCAGAGGUGACCAGUUCAGACGGAGAAGUACAAACAUGUCCUGUUAAAAUAAUAAAUGCAGUUACUCCUAUACCUACGAUGUAUACAUGGGCACCAAUACAACAGAAUUUUAUGGUAGAAGAUGAAACUGUUUUACACAAUAUUCCUUACAUGGGAGAUGAAAUCUUAGAUCAGGAUGGAACUUUUAUCGAAGAACUUAUUAAGAAUUAUGACGGAAAGGUACACGGAGAUAGGGUAUCUGGUUUUAUGGAUGAUUCUAUUUUUGUCGAUUUAGUAAAUGCUUUGGCUAAUUAUGAAAAGGACGAUAAAGAAAAGGAACAUACUAAAAAAGGGAAAGAAUCUAAAGAAAAAGAAGAUCAAAAGGAUGAUGACAAAGAUAAUAAGGACGAUGAUAAAGGAGAAAUAUUAUUGGAAAAGCCAAUAGAAGAUUCAAAAGUUCAAGCUACACCAUUCCCAUCUAUGCACAUAUUUAAUGCAAUAUCUAGCAUGUUUCCCGAUAAAGGCAGACCCGAAGAAUUAAAAGAAAAAUACAUUGAACUAACAGAAAGAUCAGAUCCAAAUGUAUUGCCACCAGAAUGUACUCCUAACAUCGAUGGUGUAAAUGCAAAAAGUGUACCAAGAGAGCAGACUAUGCAUUCGUUUCACACGCUCUUCUGUAGAAGAUGCUUCAAAUAUGACUGCUUCUUACAUCCAGCCAGGGGGACCUCGCCGCAAGGUCUUCAAGUCUGCCAUCCAGGACCAAAUUUACUCAAACGAAAAGGUCCGGACUUGAGGCCAUUUUCUGAACCAUGUGGAACAGAAUGUUAUAUGCAUUUGGAAGGUAUGAAAGAAAAACUUGCUGCUCAAGCAGCCGAUAUAAAAGAAGAUGAAGGAGAUGAGAAAAGAGGUGGUCCUAGAAAAGUAAGAAAACAGGCAAGCGUUGAUUCUGGAAAUGAAGCAAGCAGCGAAGACAGCAAUGACAGUAAUAAAUACAGUCAAGGUGGUUGCUGUCAAGAUUUCAAGCAAAAUGUUAAUAAAGAAGUUAAGCCCGAAGAAAUGAUGGAGGAUCAAGCUCAGCCAGAAAAUCAAGCUCCUUUCACUUUGUUAGGUCUUGAUAAACGAAUCAAGACGGAAAGCGAGUUAUCAUGGACUGGCUCUGAACAAAGUCUUUUCAGAGCAUUACAUAAAGCUUUUCCUGGUAAUCCAUGCGCAUUAGCACAAAUUAUGUUAACUAAAACUUGUCAGGAGGUAUAUCAAUUCGCUCAAAAGGAAGCUUCAGACAUUCCAGCUGUAGAACAUUUAAAAGAUUUUACACCGCCACGAAAGAAGAAGAAGAAACAUAGACUUUGGUCGAUGCAUUGCAGAAAGAUACAAUUGAAAAAAGAUUCUGGUGCCAAUCAUGUCCACAACUUCGCACCGUGCGAUCAUCCUGGCCGUCAAUGCGAUAAUUCUUGUCCAUGUAUACAGGCGCAAAACUUCUGCGAAAAGUUCUGUCAAUGCAGCAGUGAAUGUCAGAAUCGAUUUCCUGGCUGUAGAUGCAAAGCUCAAUGUAAUACAAAACAAUGUCCUUGCUAUCUAGCAGUAAGGGAAUGUGAUCCUGAUCUAUGUCAAACGUGCGGAGCAGAUCAAUUUCAAAUUACUAAAAUAUCAUGUAAAAAUGUCAGCGUUCAACGUGGCCUUCAUAAACAUCUUUUAAUGGCACCAUCCGAUGUGGCCGGUUGGGGAAUCUUUUUAAAAGAAUCCGCAGCCAAGAAUGAAUUCAUUUCUGAAUAUUGUGGAGAAAUUAUAAGCCAAGAUGAAGCCGAUAGAAGGGGAAAAGUAUAUGACAAAUAUAUGUGCAGUUUUCUAUUCAAUUUAAACAAUGACUUUGUAGUCGAUGCAACGCGCAAAGGAAACAAAAUAAGAUUCGCAAAUCAUUCGAUAAAUCCUAAUUGUUAUGCCAAAGUUAUGAUGGUUAAUGGCGAUCAUAGAAUAGGAAUUUUUGCAAAAAGAGCUAUUCAGCCUGGGGAAGAAUUGUUUUUUGAUUACAGAUAUGGUCCGACUGAACAACUCAAAUUUGUUGGUAUUGAACGUGAAAUGGAAUUUCUUUAAAAUGAAACGAUUUUCUUUAAAACUUAGAUACAUGCAUCUAUAAGUUCCUUUUUUAAUUCAAGUUAAUUGAAAAACAAAAAAGAAAAGAGAGAAACUUAUUCCAUUAUUAUAAAAAUCGACAGUAUUUGAAUAUCGAUAGACUAUCAAUCUGCCUUGUGCAUAUCAAAUAGUUUUUGAAAUGAAGAAAAAAA
Vespa mandarinia (Asian giant hornet) is the source of this 2492-nucleotide messenger RNA. It is a transcript of the gene E(z), whose product is annotated as histone-lysine N-methyltransferase E(z). Gene Ontology annotation, biological process: heterochromatin formation. Lineage: Eukaryota; Metazoa; Arthropoda; Insecta; Hymenoptera; Vespidae. The record is from RefSeq and is a predicted model, not a curated record. Gene Ontology annotation, molecular function: chromatin binding; histone H3K27 methyltransferase activity; protein binding. Gene Ontology annotation, cellular component: nucleus; ESC/E(Z) complex.